This is a messenger RNA of Helianthus annuus (common sunflower), 1140 nucleotides long. RefSeq lists its product as uncharacterized. The transcript is spliced from 4 exons. The record is from RefSeq and is a predicted model, not a curated record. Lineage: Eukaryota; Viridiplantae; Streptophyta; Magnoliopsida; Asterales; Asteraceae. Bases 1 to 1140 code for a protein of 379 amino acids.
AUGUCGUUGGAUCUUGCUGUCUGGGAUGCUGGAGUGGUCGUGGGUCGAGUUGCAUGGAAUCACGAGACACGUCUAAUGGCUUUUAUACAUUUGAGUUAUGAAAUUCUUAACUAUUGUAGUAUGCUUCCGUUGAACAGUUGUAGGAAGUUGUUAUGCCUGGACGGUUGUUUCCUUAAAACUUUUCUAGGGGGUAUGUUGUUCGCUGCUAUAGGAAGAGAUGCAAAUGACCAAAUGUAUCCUCUAGCCUGGGCUGUAGUUGAGGGUGAAAACAAUGAUAGCUGGGAAUGGUUUAUGGAGGAACAAAGGAAAUGUCUAGUUGUGCAUGAUGGUGGAAAAGGUUGGACCUUUGUUUCUGACCAACAAAACGGAAUACUAAAUGCAGUUGCUUUGGUGUGGGGUAGUGCUGAGCACAAAAACUGUGCAAGGCAUAUUUAUGCUAACUGGCAUAAGAAAUUCAAAGGUGAUGAAUUGAAGGAGGUUUAUUGGCAAGCAUGUAGAUCUUAUAAUGAGGCUGACUUUCUUGAAGUUAUAAAGGAAAUGAACAACCUGGAACCUGAAGCAGUUGAUGCGUUUAUGAUGCAAAAUCCUAAAGGCUUUGUGAGGUGCUAUCUUCAAAAUGAUACCAAGUGUUGUGUCAUAGUCAACAACAUGGCUGAGACCUUUAAUGGUACCAUAGUUCUGUCUAGGGCAAAGCACAUUAUCCAUAUGUUAGACGAUAUAAGGGUUUCAAUGAUGACAAGGAUAACUACAAAGUAUUCUGAGAUGGCUGCCUUUGAUGGGGUUGUGUGUCCUAGGAUACAAGAGAUACUUGAUCAAGAGAAGUUUUGGGCUUACAAAAGUGAAGUGUACCCAUCAUCUUUGCAUGUGUUCCAAGUGAGGGAUAUAGAUGAUGUAUCAGUUGAUUUAUCACAGAAAACCUGUUUUCUAGGAAAGAAUGCUGAGAACUUUGUGCAUGGAUGGUAUCAUAAAGACCAGUACCUAAUGUCUUAUGAAAACACUAUCCCACCACUACCUAGUGAAAAAUACUGGCCUAAGGUUGAUUAUCCUCUAGACCCACCACCAAUUAAAAUUGCUCCUAGAAGACCCAAAAAAACUGGAAGAGAGCUCCACAUGAAGACCCUAAGAAACCUGGAAAAUUGA